AUGGAGCGGCCUUUGACGGCAAUUGACCAAAGCCAUCGUGAUGGGUAUCACCACAGCAGACCGGCCCCGGUCAACCCUGCGAAGCUCGCAGUCCUGCGGAAGAAGUACGAUGAGGAGGCUCAGAAGCGGCUGAUUCAGCAGGGCACGAAGUUUCAGCUGUCGGAGGCGAGGGAGCAGCGUCUACGGGAUCUGAGUCAACCAUGCGGCGUCGAUGCCGGCGGCGACUUUGAGACAGGCCACGUGCUGAGAGUCAAGUACGCACCGGGUGACGAGAUCCGGCAGCAGUUGGUGCGGGUGGUCGUGCAGUGGCAUCUGACCGACAAGAUGCCUCUUCUGAACAGACAAGGUAUCUUGACGCAGCCGCAAGUGCCCGACGUUCUGGGGCUGUUCUCGUUUGCAGGCUCGCUCUGGCACACGGCCCAGUGGAACUACGGGCUCUCAGGCUUCUCGCCAACAGAUGCACGCCUGACUAGGCUGCAGGACAAGCUCGUGGCCGUCGUUCCCGAGGUGGCCGUCGUGAGUGACCGAGCUGUACGUCGUGCAGCAGACGCCGCCGCAGAUGUUGCCACACGAUCAGAAGCCGACCAACCCGGUGUUUCGAACAACGGCCGUGACGGGGCCCGGCUGACAGCAUCUGCUCGCACACGUCGACAGCAUCGUAGCCGACCCGACGACAACCGUCAGGCUCAAGCCUUCAACCGGCCCAGCGUCCAGCUUGUCGACCCGGACGGCCGCGGGCUGCAGGCAGUGACGCCGGGCCAGGCCGCCUACAUCCGCGAGAUCCUCCUGCGCGCCCAGGGCGCCACCUGGUCCCAUGGGACCGUGUCGCGAAACGCCUACACGCAUCGUUGGAAGAACGCCGGCACCCCAAGUAUUGACCCGGAUAGAAGUGCGGCUGAAGCUUAG
Messenger RNA from Grosmannia clavigera kw1407, 906 nucleotides. RefSeq lists its product as uncharacterized. The transcript has 5 exons. The record is from RefSeq and is a predicted model, not a curated record. NCBI's taxonomy places the organism in Eukaryota, Fungi, Ascomycota, Sordariomycetes, Ophiostomatales, Ophiostomataceae. The coding region runs from base 1 to 906 and encodes 301 amino acids.